Vitis vinifera (wine grape) is the source of this 420-nucleotide messenger RNA. RefSeq lists its product as uncharacterized. Bases 1 to 420 code for a protein of 139 amino acids. The transcript has 2 exons. Lineage: Eukaryota; Viridiplantae; Streptophyta; Magnoliopsida; Vitales; Vitaceae. The record is from RefSeq and is a predicted model, not a curated record.
AUGAAAGCCGUAAUGAUCGCCACUUCCGGUGAUCCCCAAGUUCUCCAAGUGCAAGAAGUCGAAAACCCUAAAAUUGGAGAUGAUGAAGUUCUAAUUAGAGUGGACACCGCUACCAUUAAUCGAGCAGAUACGCUUCAGGGAAAGGGCUUGCACCCUCCCUCAAAGGCGGCAGUCCCUACCCCGGCCUCGAAUGUUCUGGAAUCAUCGAAGCUGUUGGAAGGGUCGUCGUUCGAUGGAAGGUUGGCGAUCAGUUUGUGGUAUACAGAUGUGUGCUCUUCUUUCUUGUGGUAUACAGUUUGUGGUGGAGGGUAUGCUGAAAAAGUGGCUGUUCCAGCUGGGCAAGUUCUUCUUGUCCCAUCUGGUGUUUCUCUAAAGGAUGCUGCCGGUAUUCCUGAGGUUGCAUAUCCUGUUUGGUUUUAA